Molecule: messenger RNA, 927 nt
Organism: Suricata suricatta (meerkat)
Lineage: Eukaryota; Metazoa; Chordata; Mammalia; Carnivora; Herpestidae
Product: olfactory receptor 8K1
Exons: 2
Coding region: 1-927 (308 amino acids)
Biological process (GO): sensory perception of smell; G protein-coupled receptor signaling pathway
Cellular component (GO): membrane
Molecular function (GO): G protein-coupled receptor activity; olfactory receptor activity; odorant binding
Source: RefSeq, a predicted model, not a curated record
AUGGAGAAACAGAAUCAUUCGGCAGUGAGUGAGGUGACUGAAUUUAUCCUCCUGGGGAUCACCAGCAACCCUGGGCUGCAAGCACCUCUCCUUGCAAUCUUCCUCAUCAUAUAUUUGAUCACAGUGAUAAGCAAUCUGGGCAUAAUUAUCUUGACCCACUUGGACUCCAAGCUAAAUACUCCCAUGUACUUUUUCCUUAGACAUUUGUCAAUUACUGAUCUUGGUUACUCCACUGUCAUUGGCCCAAAAAUGAUGGUAAACUUUGUGGUGCACAAGAAUACAAUUUCCUACCAUUGGUGUGCCACCCAGCUGGCAGUCUUUGAGAUUUUCAUCAUCACCGAACUGUUUAUUCUUUCAGCAAUGGCCUAUGAUCGCUAUGUAGCCAUCUGCAAACCUCUCCUCUACAUGGUCAUCAUGGCAGAGAAGGUGCGAUGGGCGCUGGUCCUUAUUCCUUAUUUCUACAGUACAUUUGUGUCGCUCUUUCUCACUAUCAAAUUAUUUAAGCUGUCCUUCUGUGGCUCUAACAUUAUCAGUUAUUUUUACUGUGACUGCCUUCCUCUCAUAACUAUGCUCUGUUCUGACACGCAUGAAUUAGAAUUGAUCAUUUUAAUUUUUUCAGGCUGUAAUUUGCUCUCUUCCCUCUUCAUAGUUCUUAUAUCCUAUAUGUUUAUUCUUGUGGCCAUUCUCAGAAUGAACUCAACUGAGGGGAGACACAAAGCCUUCUCAACCUGCAGUUCCCAUCUGACAGUGGUGGUUGUGUUCUAUGGGACAUUACUAUUUAUUUACCUGCAGCCCAAAUCCAGCCAUAGUUUCAAUAUUGAUAAAAUGGCCUCUGUGUUUUACACCCUGGUGAUCCCUAUGCUGAAUCCACUGAUCUACAGCUUAAGGAAUAAAGAAGUAAAAGAUGCUCUGAUGAGAACUUGGUAG